This is a messenger RNA of Crotalus tigris (Tiger rattlesnake), 1100 nucleotides long. RefSeq names its product olfactory receptor 52D1-like. The record is from RefSeq and is a predicted model, not a curated record. Gene Ontology annotation, molecular function: olfactory receptor activity; G protein-coupled receptor activity. NCBI's taxonomy places the organism in Eukaryota, Metazoa, Chordata, Lepidosauria, Squamata, Viperidae. Gene Ontology annotation, biological process: G protein-coupled receptor signaling pathway. The coding region runs from base 144 to 1100 and encodes 318 amino acids. Gene Ontology annotation, cellular component: membrane. The transcript is spliced from 2 exons.
AAAGCCCCGUUUCCGAGUUGAGGGUCCCUGAAGGUUCCGCCUGAACCCAGCUUCUGCUUUCUCCCUCUUUUCUCUCCCUGCAGGCCGUUAGUGGAGCUUCUCCCAUUUCUUAUUCACAGACUAGUCCAGGAGCGUUGAAAAAAAUGCAGGCUCCUUCCAACCUCAGUGGCCACGCUCCUCCCACCUCCGUCCUCCUCCUGGGUCUUCCGGGACUGGAGAGUGUCCAGGCCUGGCUCUCCAUCCCCUGCUGCUCCAUCUACGUCUUGUCCCUCUUGGGCAAUGCCACCCUGCUCUGGGUCAUCUGGACAGAAUCCAGCCUGCACCAGCCCAUGUACCUCUUCCUCUCCAUCCUGGCCCUCACCGACAUGGCCAUGCCCACCUGUGUCCUGCCCAAGAUGCUGGCCAUCUUCUGGACCAAGGCCCAAGAGAUCACCUUCGCUGCCUGCCUGGUGCAGAUGUUCACGGUCCAUGCCAUCACUGCUGUGGAAUCUGGGACGCUCACCGCCAUGGCCUAUGACCGAUAUGUGGCCAUCUGCUACCCACUCAGCUACACAACCCUGUUGAGCCCAAGGACAGUGGUCAAAUUCGGAGCAGCCAUUGCUAUCCGGGCUUUUGUAAUCAUCUUACCCUUUCCUUUCCUUUUACUGAGGCUGAGAUUCUGUCACUCACGAAAUAUCUCCCAUACUUAUUGUGAGCAUAUGGCUCUAGUAAAACUAGCUUGUGGGAACACCACUCCCAACAACCUCUAUGGGUUGGUUGUGUCCCUCCUCGUUGUUGGUGGAGACUUGACCUUCAUCUUUGUCUCCUAUGGACGGAUCCUGCGGACAGUGUUCUGCCUGCCCUCACUCGAAGCUCGUCACAAAGCCCUGGGCACUUGUGGGGCCCACGUGGGAGUCAUCUUCAUUCAGUACACUCCUGCACUUUUCUCCUUCCUUUCUCACCGCUUUGGGCACAGCAUCCCCCACAAUGUCCACAUCUUCCUGGCCAACUUCUACUUGCUGGUCCCUUCCAUGCUCAACCCCAUGGUUUAUGGGGCCAAGACCAAGGAGAUCCGUGUGCGGGUGCUGAUGGCUAUGGGCAUGCGAAGCAGGAAACUGUAG